AUGCAUGAAGCUGCAGCAAAAGGAUCAGAAGAUUGUAUUAAAAUGUUACUUGAUUAUAAGGCAAAUAUUAAUUUCUCUCACAAACACAUUGUUUCACCUAUUCAUGUUGCCAUAAAUACAAACCAAAUCUCGUCACUUAAGUGUCUUCUAGAAAAUAACGCAAAUAUUAAUGCAAAAAAUUUAAACGGAGAAACUCCACUACAUUUAUCAGUUAAAAAGACAGAAUUCAUGCCAAUGCUACAAUUACUAUUAGAUAAUCAAGCCGACACAAAAUCGUUAGAUAAAGAUAAUGAAACACCUUUAUUUGCUGCAAUAAGAGCCAAGAAUUUAGAAGCAGUUAACAUUUUAAUAACUCGUGGUGUUGAUUACAAUCAUCAAAACAAAUAUAAGCAGACAAUUUUACAUAUAUCUUGCCAAAUGAAGUGUAUAGAAAUAAUAAGACGUGUUUUAGACUUUACCUCAGAUAUAGAUUGUCAAGAUUCUCACGGUAAUACACCAUUACAUUAUGCUACAAUGAAUGAUGCUAUUGAAAUUAUCAACACAUUACUAGCUAGAGGAGCUGAUGCUACAAAGAGAAAUCUUGAAGGCAAGUCUCCUCUCUUCUAUUCGAGCAAUAAGUGCUCAAAGAUUUUCAGACAGCACUUUUCAAACGAUUAUACAUAUUCUUACAAGAGAAAAUAA
Molecule: messenger RNA, 681 nt
Organism: Trichomonas vaginalis G3
Lineage: Eukaryota; Parabasalia; Trichomonadida; Trichomonadidae
Product: ankyrin repeat-containing protein DDB G0279043 family
Exons: 1
Coding region: 1-681 (226 amino acids)
Molecular function (GO): protein binding
Source: RefSeq, a predicted model, not a curated record